Messenger RNA from Arabis nemorensis, 1002 nucleotides. Lineage: Eukaryota; Viridiplantae; Streptophyta; Magnoliopsida; Brassicales; Brassicaceae. The record is from the annotation of a GenBank genome assembly.
AUGGAGAUCAAGCUAUGGUUCUGUUUAAUCUUGCUUUCCGCGAUUACGACCUCGGCUUUGGGGGAAUUUGGAGGAACAUUAAUGGAAGGUUUCUACAAAGAAAGUUGCCCAUUAGCAGAAGAAAUCGUGAAGCAUAACGUUGAGGUUGCUGUUCUCCGAGAUCCUCGAAUGGCUGCUUCUCUUCUUCGUCUUCAAUUCCACGACUGCUUUGUCUUGGGUUGUGAUGCGUCUGUGCUCUUGGACACACAUGGAGAUAUGUUGAGUGAGAAACAAGCAACUCCUAACCUAAACUCAUUACGUGGGUUCGAAGUUAUCGAUUACAUAAAGUACCUCCUCGAAGACGCUUGCCCUCUAACCGUCUCUUGUUCCGAUAUCCUCGCCAUGGCAGCUCGUGAUUCCGUCUUCCUGAGAGGUGGACCAUGGUGGGAAGUUUUACUAGGGAGAAGAGACUCAUUAACAGCAAGCUUCAGCGGCGCAAACCAAUUUAUCCCGGCACCAAACUCUUCCCUAGAAAGCCUUAUUGUCAAUUUCAAGCAACAGGGGCUCGGCAUUCAAGAUCUCAUCGCUCUUUCAGGUGCUCAUACAAUAGGUAAAGCAAGAUGCUUGAGCUUCAAGCAACGCAUCGUUCAACCAAACAUGGAACAAACAUUCUACGUCGAUGAGUUCAAAAGACACAGCACAUUCCGACGAAUCCUAAGAUCACAAUGCAAAGACUCGAGCCGCGACAACCAACUUUCACCAUUGGAUUUGAAGACUCCAGCGUACUUUGAUAAUCAUUAUUACAUAAAUCUUUUAGAGGGAAAAGGGUUGUUGAUUUCUGACAACGUUCUUGUCAGUGAAGAUCAUGAAGGAGAGAUCUUUAAGAAGGUUUGGGAAUAUGCAGCUGAUAAAGAUCUCUUCUUCUUAGAUUUUGUGGAAUCAAUGUUGAAAAUGGGUAAUAUUAAUGUUCUUACUGGUAUUGAAGGUCAAAUUAGAGAGAAUUGUAGAUUUGUCAAUAUCUAA